Molecule: messenger RNA, 4948 nt
Organism: Balaenoptera ricei (Rice's whale)
Lineage: Eukaryota; Metazoa; Chordata; Mammalia; Artiodactyla; Balaenopteridae
Gene: FRMD4B
Product: FERM domain containing 4B
Exons: 25
Coding region: 522-3551 (1009 amino acids)
Biological process (GO): establishment of epithelial cell polarity
Cellular component (GO): bicellular tight junction; cytoskeleton; adherens junction
Source: RefSeq, a predicted model, not a curated record
CUGGGGCUGACAGCGAGAGGAGGCAGGCAGGACGGAAGGACUGCAGGACGCGAGGAAGGCGGCCUGGGGCGCUGCUUUAAGUGUGGAUCAAAGCGAGGACGCGCGGCGAGCGACGGCGGGGGCGACGAGCAGCCCCGGGCUGGGGGAUGCGGCGGGAGCUGGCUGCCCUGCGAGCCCGGGAUUCGGGCUGCGCGGCUCACGUGCAGAGCAGGAGCUUGAGCAGAGAGGAGGAGGAGAAGGAGGAAGGCAGACGCCGGGGAAGGCUCUGCGCAGAGCGGAGUUGUGGGGCUGGCGCAGAGCCGGGUCCCCAGGUCCCGCGCGGUGAGCAGCCGAGACAAUAAAGUAGCGGUCGACAGCCCCCCCGAGCGCCCGAGGCUGGAAGCAGCAGAGCAGGUUUUGAUGAGAAAUCCAGAAGAAAGAAUGUGUGAAGGAAAAAGAUGACAUCUGUGCCUGGCAAACAAAAUCCAAAGAUUAUUACAGUGAAAACAAAAGGAAAGCAAGACAGUACUUACUAGUUCAAGAUGACAGAAGGCAGGCACUGCCAGGUGCACCUCCUGGAUGACAGGAGGUUGGAGCUGCUGGUUCAGCCCAAACUUUUAUCAAGAGAGUUGCUGGACCUCGUGGCUUCGCAUUUCAACCUGAAAGAAAAGGAGUAUUUUGGAAUCACAUUUACAGAUGACACAGGUCAGCAGAACUGGCUACAGUUAGACCACCGAGUUCUUGACCACGAUUUGCCCAAGAAACCAGGCCCAACCGUUUUGCACUUUUCUGUGAGGUUUUACAUUGAGAGCAUAUCGUUCCUGAAGGAUAAAACCACCGUGGAGCUGUUUUUCCUGAAUGCAAAGGCCUGUGUGCACAAGGGGCAAAUCGAAGUAGACAGCGAAACUAUCUUCAGGUUAGCGGCGCUUAUUUUACAGGAAGCCAAAGGGGAUUACACCAGUGAUGAAAAUGCCAGGAAAGAUUUAAAGACAUUACCAGCCUUUCCAACCAAAACUCUGCAGGAGCACCCCUCCCUUGCCUACUGUGAGGACAGGGUAAUUGAGCAUUAUUUGAAAAUCAAAGGUCUGACUCGGGGUCAAGCUGUGGUUCAGUAUAUGAAAAUAGUAGAAGCUCUACCGACCUAUGGAGUCCAUUAUUAUGCAGUAAAGGAUAAACAAGGACUUCCUUGGUGGCUUGGAAUCAGCUAUAAAGGAAUUGGCCAGUAUGAUUUGCAAGAUAAGGUGAAACCUCGAAAAUUAUUCCAGUGGAAACAGCUGGAGAACUUAUAUUUCCGUGAGAAAAAGUUUGCUGUGGAAGUUCACGAUCCACGGAGGAUUUCGGUAUCCAGAAGAACCUUUGGGCAAAGUGGCCUCUUUGUGCAAACGUGGUAUGCGAACUCUUCUCUCAUCAAGUCCAUCUGGGUAAUGGCAAUUAGUCAGCAUCAGUUUUACUUGGACCGGAAGCAAAGCAAAGCAAAAAUUCCUUCAGCCAGGAGUUUAGACGAUAUUGCAAUGGAUUUGACUGAGAUGGGAACACCAAGGGUCUCCAAAAUGGUGACACUAGAGGCAAAAAGUCAGUUCAUCAUGGCAAGCAACGGCAGUUUAAUCUCCUCAGGUUCUCAAGACUCGGAAGUCAAUGAGGAGCAAAAGAGAGAGAAAAUCCUUGAACUCAAGAAGAAGGAAAAGCUGUUGCAAGAAAAACUUCUGAAAAAAGUUGAAGAACUUAAGAAGAUCUGUUUGCGGGAGGCUGAGCUCACAGGCAAAAUGCCAAAGGAGUAUCCACUGAACGUAGGUGAGAAAGCUCCUCACGUCAGAAGGCGUGUAGGUACCGCAUUCAAAUUAGAUGACAACUUGCUGCCGAGUGAAGAGGACCCUGCUUUGCAAGAACUGGAGAGCAAUUUCCUAAUACAGCAAAAGCUGGUUGAAGCUGCAAAGAAACUUGCCAACGAGCCAGAUCUUUGUAAAACUGUGAAGAAAAAACGAAAGCAAGAUUACACAGAUGCAGUGAAAAAGCUUCAGGAGAUUGAAAAUGCAAUAAAUGAAUACCGAAUUAGAUGUGGAAAGAAACCCAGCCAGAAAGCAACAGUUAUCGUACCAGAAGACAUAAUCCCAUCAGAAAGUAGCUCCUUGUCUGACACUACCACCUAUGAUGACCCCAGUGACACCUGUACUCUUGCUGGGCAGCAAUCAAGUUCAGUACCUCAUUCUCCAAGAAUUCUUCCUCCCAAGUCUCUCGGGAUUGAGAGAAUCCAUUUCAGAAAGUCGUCCAUCAAUGAACAGUUUGUGGAUACCAGACAGUGCAGAGAAAUGCUGUCGACACACAGCAGUCCUUACAAAACUCUGGAGAGGCGGCCCCAGGGAGGGCGAAGCGUGCCCACCACACCUGUUCUCACCCGGAACGCCUACAGCAGCAGCCACUUGCAACCCGAAUCUUCAUCUCAGCACUGCCGCCAGCGGAGUGGAAGCCUUGAGUCCCAGUCUCAUCUGCUCUCUGAGAUGGACCACGAUAAGCCAUUUCCCUCCCUCUCCAAAUCCCAAAGAAGCAGCAGCACAGAAAUCCUGGAUGACGGGUCUUCCUAUACCAGCCAGUCAAGCACAGAGUAUUACUGCGUGACACCCGUGGCCGGCCCCUGUUACACCACCCAAACUCUGGACACUCGCUCCAGGGGUCGGAGAAGGUCCAAGAAACAGAACGUUUCGACUUCAAAUUCAGGAAGCAUGCCCAACCUAGCACAAAAGGAUAGUGUGAGGAAUGGCGUCUACUCAAAGAGUCAGGAGCAGCCUUCUUCCAAUUACUACACUGCCGGGUACACUCCAUAUGCAGAGUGUGAUCUCUAUUACAGCGGUGGCUACGUGUACGAGAACGACACUGAAGGACAGUACAGUGUCAAUCCUUCCUACCAGUCCUCCGCACACUAUGGAUAUGACCACCCAAGGGACUACAGCAGGUCGUGUCAUGAAGACGAGGUCGAGCGGGUGCCCCAUAACCCGUAUGCAACUCUCCGGCUGUCGAGGAAGGCUGCUGCCAAGUCAGAGCACAUCACCAAGAACAUCCACAAGGCCUUAGUGGCAGAGCACCUGCGUGGCUGGUACCAGCGGGCCUCUGGGCAAAAGGAGCAGGGCCACAGCACACAGACUAGCUUUGAUUCGGACAGGGGAUCGCAGAGAAGCCUGGGCUUUGCCGGGCUGCAGGUACCCUGUUCUCCAAGCAGCCGAGCGUCUUCCUACUCUUCGGUGUCUUCUACAAAUGCUUCCGGGAACUGGAGGACCCAGAUAACUAUAGGGCUAUCUGAAUACGAGACCCCGGCACAUUCUUCCUACACCAGCUGCUAUGGCAACAUCUAUAAUCCUUUGCCCUCUCCAGGCAGGCAGAACCAAGGGCUUCUGUCUCGGAGAAUGGUUGUGUCUCCAGAAAUGAGAACAGUUUUCAAUUCUCUUUUAAGUGUAGCCAGCUGUAACCAUACACAGAGACCGGUCAACUGGACAAUACAGAUGGAAACCGGCUGGAAGACAGCCUGGAGAAUAGUGAGCAGAGGCUCUUUUGGCAUGAAGACUCAAAGCCUGGAACAUUAGUCUGAACUGCAGUUGAGCCUCUUGACCGAGCACUGCAUUCUCACACUAGUGUGCCUUGCAAAAUGUGUUCGUCUUCCCAGAAGGCUGUUGGCUAUAGAAACCUAAAGGCAUCCAAGGUGGAAGAGAGGACUCCCGUGGCCCCAGAAGUGAAUCACACACUAAGCCGCACAAAACCCCUGAACAGCAACCCACCCUUCCAAGUCUAGGUGCUAACCUAACAGAGCAAGGUCAAGACCACAUAUGAACCAUUGCCAAGGAGGACUCAGCCUUUACCAAGAGCAAGCACUUUUUAAGAGAACAAAAGUUGUUGAAGGCAGACCUCAAAACUGUGAAAAGUGCGUUCAGGGUCUCCAAAAGGAAAGAAGGACCGGGGAAAUUUCAGAGCACAAUUCAGAAUGAUGAGAGAAGGGAAGCCAGAACUCCUUAGUCACUGCUCACCAUCGGAAAGUUUGAAUUUGUGAGCUGGCGAAGAAUUACAUACUCUGUCUACUGGGACAUGAACAAUUUAGACAGUAUUAGAAAAUUACUUGAAGAGAAGCUGGAUUUUUCAUGAAGUUCUGAAUGAGUGUAAAUGUUUUUAGGCUAUUAUCAAGAGUGAUGGUUUUCAUAAGCACCAUAAAAUGGGUUCUGGAAAGACUUAUGGCUGUAGCAUCCUGUAAUAUAAUUCAUGGUAGCAGAUUGGGGAAAAAUGAAGCAGCCCACUGAGUAACUGACAAACUCUGCUUGGAGAAUUUUCUAAGGUACACUAUCAUUGAGUUCCUUUUUUUCUUUCUACUCCAAUGACAUGAUGAACUAUUGUUCAGGCUGGUAACUCUCCAACGCAGCUGUCAUUGCAAUGGCAGACUUGAUAUGGAAAGUUUUUAUAACCAAGAGUUUGAAAAAGUAUUUUAAGGUGAUACAGCAAGAACCCAACACAAUAUAAAGAAAAAAACCCACGAACACCACAUCAUUUUAGAUGAAUUGCGUGCCUUAAAAUUGUGAACAUUUGAAAAGUAAGCAUAUUGUCUGGAUUCCCCAGGUAGUUCUAAGUCACCAAGUGACAAAAGCAAGAUUAGUCAUUAAAAACAAAAACGAAAACCUUCCAAGCUGCCGUAAAUUUAAUUAUGAGGCUAAAGCUACCUCAUACUUUCCUUGGAAGAAUUAAUUCGCUAUGGUUUAUCGUUGGAUGUUUUGGGUUGUUGUUGUUGUUUUUUUAACAAAUAUUUCCGUAUUCUACAUGGAUCUUUUUUUUUUCAUCUUUACUCUGCUUCAGAAUUCGUAAAAGGUGCUCCUUCCCCCUCUUUUAUACAGUUUUCUUGUUCAUAUUGUGAAUAGAGAAGUUUCUGAACAACUUUUGGGGAACAUUUUCUAUCUAUAUUCCAAAGCAUGUAAUAUAUACAUAAAGUUGAUUUGUUAAA